UUCGCUUUGCCGCCGCUGCAGGGCGGGCGGGAGCAGCCGGCUCCGUUGCCGGCUCUACUCUCGUCCCUUCUUCGGCAGCGCCCAGGGGCGCUCCUCGUGCAACCCUCCCGGCUCGGGGAUUCCCCUCCGAGCCCGCGCCCCCAGGUUCCCCGCCUCAGCCACCUCGCGGCCCCGAUGCCGAGGUAUGGAUAGAGCGGCACGGCGAGCGGCGGCGAUGGGGGAGAAGAAGGAGGGCGGCGGCGCGGGGGACGCGGCGGCCGCCGAGGGGGGCGCCGGAGCCGCGGCCAGCCGGGCGCUGCAGCAGUGCGGGCAGCUCCAGAAGCUCAUCGAUAUCUCCAUCGGCAGCCUGCGCGGGCUGCGCACCAAGUGCGCGGUGUCCAACGACCUCACCCAGCAGGAGAUCCGGACCCUGGAGGCAAAGCUGGUCCGGUAUAUUUGCAAGCAACGGCAGUGCAAGCUGAGCGUGGCUCCUGGUGAGAGGACCUCAGAGCUCAACAGCUACCCUCGCUUCAGUGACUGGCUGUACACCUUCAAUGUGAGGCCAGAGGUGGCGCAGGAGAUCCUCCGAGAGCUCACGCUGGAUGCCCUGCUGGACAUGAACGAGGCCAAGGUGAAGGAGACGCUGCGGCGCUGUGGGGCGAGUGCGGAGGAGUGUGGCCGCCUGCAGUACGCCCUCACCUGCCUGCGGAAGGUGACAGGCCUGGGAAGGGAGCACAAAGAGGACCUGGGCUGGAGUUCGUUGGAUGCCCGGCGGGAAAGUGGCUCAGGGCCUUCCUCGGACACCCUCUCACCAGCCAGCCUGCCCUGGCCCCCAGGGAGCGCCCAGCUGGGCAGGAUGGGCAGCAACGCCCAGGGCCCCCGCUCCGUCUCCGUGUCAGCUCUGCCCACCUCGGACUUCCCAACCCCUGGCCCCAGCGAGGGCCUCACGGACACCUAUAUCCCCCUGCACGCCAGUGGCCGGCUGACGCCCCGCGCCCUGCACAGCUUCAUCACCCCCCCAACCACGCCCCAGCUGCGACGGCACACCAAGCUGAAGCCGCCAAGGACGCCACCCCCACCCAACCGCAAGGUCUUCCAGCUGCUGCCCAGCUUCCCCACGCUCACCCGGAGCAAGUCCCAUGAGUCUCAGCUGGGGAACCGCAUUGACGAGGUCUCCCCAAUGAGGUUUGAUCUCCCCCACGGCUCCCCACAGAUGGUACAGAGGGACAUCGGGCUCUCGGUGACACACAGGUUCUCCACCAAGUCCUGGCUGUCGCAGGUCUGCCACGUGUGCCAGAAGAGCAUGAUGUUUGGAGUCAAGUGCAAGCAUUGCAGGUUGAAGUGUCAUAACAAGUGCACAAAGGAAGCCCCCGCCUGCCGGAUAUCCUUCCUUCCAAUAGCUAGGAUUCGGAGGACGGAAUCUGUCCCUUCGGACAUCAACAACCCGGUGGACAGGGCAGCCGAGCCCCAUUUCGGAACCCUCCCCAAGGCACUGACCAAGAAGGAGCACCCUCCAGCCAUGAACCACCUGGACUCCAGCAGUAACCCGUCCUCCACCACGUCCUCCACGCCCUCCUCGCCGGCUCCUUUCCCAACAUCGUCCAACCCCUCCAGUGCUACCACGCCCCCCAACCCCUCGCCCGGCCAGCGGGACAGCAGGUUCAACUUCCCAGCUGCCUACUUCAUUCAUCAUAGACAGCAGUUUAUCUUCCCAGACAUUUCCGCGUUUCCACCGGCAGCCCCGUUCCCCGAGGCAGCGGACAGUACCCGGCUCGACGACCAGCCGAAGGCAGACGUGUUGGAGGAUCAUGAAGUAGAGGCCGAGGAGCCGGAGGCUGGCAAGUCAGAGGCAGAAGACGACGAGGACGAGGUGGACGACCUGCCGAGCUCCCGCCGCACCUGGCGCGGCCCCAUCUCCCGCAAGGCCAGCCAGACCAGCGUGUACCUGCAGGAGUGGGACAUCCCCUUCGAGCAGGUGGAGCUGGGCGAGCCCAUCGGGCAGGGCCGCUGGGGCCGCGUGCACCGAGGCCGCUGGCACGGCGAGGUGGCCAUCCGCCUGCUGGAGAUGGACGGCCACAACCAGGACCACCUGAAGCUGUUCAAGAAGGAGGUGAUGAACUACCGGCAGACGCGGCACGAGAACGUGGUGCUCUUCAUGGGGGCCUGCAUGAACCCGCCCCACCUGGCCAUCAUCACCAGCUUCUGCAAGGGGCGGACGUUACACUCGUUUGUGAGGGACCCCAAGACGUCGCUGGACAUCAACAAGACCCGGCAGAUCGCUCAGGAGAUCAUCAAGGGCAUGGGGUAUCUGCAUGCCAAGGGCAUCGUGCACAAGGAUCUCAAAUCCAAGAACGUCUUCUAUGACAACGGCAAAGUGGUCAUCACCGACUUCGGGCUGUUCGGGAUGUCGGGCGUGGUCCGAGAGGGACGGCGUGAGAACCAGCUGAAGCUGUCACACGACUGGCUGUGCUACUUGGCUCCUGAGAUCGUGCGCGAGAUGACCCCCGGGAAAGAAGAGGAUCAGCUGCCCUUCUCCAAAGCUGCUGACGUCUAUGCAUUCGGGACCGUUUGGUAUGAGCUGCAGGCAAGAGACUGGCCCUUUAAGAACCAAGCUGCAGAGGCCUUGAUCUGGCAGAUCGGAAGUGGAGAGGGAAUGAAGCGAGUCCUGGCCUCGGUCAGCCUGGGGAAGGAAGUCACGGAGAUCCUGUCCGCCUGCUGGGCUUUCGACCUGCAGGAGAGGCCCAGCUUCACGCUGCUGAUGGAUAUGCUGGAGAAACUGCCCAAGCUGAACCGGCGGCUCUCCCACCCCGGGCACUUCUGGAAGUCUGCUGAUCGCUGGCGGAGCCGAUACUACGGGAAAGGACGUGACGGCCACCCUGACUUUAAGAACCCCUGCCCCGUUCUGGAGGAAUACAUUAACAGCAGCAAAGUUGUCCCCCGGUUUGAGAGGUUUGGCUUGGGCGCGCUGGAGGCCAGUAAUCCAAAGAUGUAGCCAGCUGUGCAGUUUCCCCGCCGAUUUCCUCCUUUUUCAAUGUGUCUCUAAACAUCCGCACAACCACCGCCCCAGAAAGCAGCACUCGCCGCAGCGUCCGCCGCUCUCCAAGCGCCGCAGCCAGGAGCCUGCGUUCUGGGCUCGGACUUGUUUGUGCACAGAAAACACUGGGGUCUCGGAGACGGAGCUGCACCUGCUGUUUCUUAAAGUGACAUCACCAACAGCCAAACCUGCCCGGCGGGCAGCCCAUGUUUACACGUACGUUUCUGCGGAGUGAGCUCGGCGUUGUACAAUAGGUAAUAAUAAAAGCGGGCUGUGCAGAGGUGCGCCAGCCCCAUCGGCCGGCCGGGACAGCGGACGUGGUGCCCCUGUGGAGAGCCCUGUGGGCAGGAACCCCACGCUGGGCCGGAGGAAGGAAAGCCUCAUGGUUGUGGAUGUUUCUG
This is a messenger RNA of Eptesicus fuscus (big brown bat), 3414 nucleotides long. It is a transcript of the gene KSR1, whose product is annotated as kinase suppressor of ras 1. Lineage: Eukaryota; Metazoa; Chordata; Mammalia; Chiroptera; Vespertilionidae. Gene Ontology annotation, biological process: protein phosphorylation. Gene Ontology annotation, molecular function: ATP binding; protein kinase activity. The transcript has 21 exons. Bases 185 to 2971 code for a protein of 928 amino acids. The record is from RefSeq and is a predicted model, not a curated record.